UCUGGUGCAAACAUAUCUCAAAGAUGAAAUUGUUCUUAGCUUCCGUUUUAUUCGUGGCCGUAGCGGCCGAUCGUUUGGAGAACACUUACCUUCCUCCAAGCAGUGCCCAAACUGCCGGAGGAAACGGUAACUUCUUGAGCGCUCCAUCAAAUUCCUUCCACAAAUCAUCAUCCAACAUUCCUUCUGGUCAAUACGGAGCUCCAACGAAGCACCAAUCCGCUGAAGCCGGUGCUUCCAUCCUUCGUUUCAACAACGAAAACCAAGGAGAUGGAUCAUACGGAUUCGAAUUCGAAACCGAGAACAAAAUCUCUCAACAAGAAACCGGUGAAUUGAAGCAGGAUGGAUCCCAAUCCGUGCACGGAUCUUACUCGUAUCAAGGAGACGACGGUAAAACUUACACCGUAACUUAUGUUGCCGAUGAGAACGGUUUCCGUCCAACCGGUGAUCAUCUUCCAACUCCUCCACCGAUCCCGGAAGCCAUCCUCAAGUCUUUGGCUCAGAACGCCGCUCAAGGAUACGACGGAAACGCUCAGGCCUACAAUGGAAACUCUCAAUCGUUCAACGGACAAUCUCAAGGAUUCUCUUCGCAUCAAGGAAACCAGUUGCAAGCCAAACCGAGCUUCAACCAACAAUCCGGAUAUCAAUACUAACUCUUUUUAUAAUGAGAAAUAUUUAUGUACAUUAUAUA
Messenger RNA from Nicrophorus vespilloides, 688 nucleotides. RefSeq names its product pupal cuticle protein 20-like. NCBI's taxonomy places the organism in Eukaryota, Metazoa, Arthropoda, Insecta, Coleoptera, Silphidae. Gene Ontology annotation, cellular component: chitin-based extracellular matrix. The record is from RefSeq and is a predicted model, not a curated record. The coding region runs from base 24 to 650 and encodes 208 amino acids. The transcript has 3 exons. Gene Ontology annotation, molecular function: structural constituent of chitin-based larval cuticle.